Zea mays is the source of this 783-nucleotide messenger RNA. Its product is annotated as E3 ubiquitin-protein ligase GW2. Gene Ontology annotation, cellular component: cytoplasm. Lineage: Eukaryota; Viridiplantae; Streptophyta; Magnoliopsida; Poales; Poaceae. The coding region runs from base 79 to 522 and encodes 147 amino acids. The transcript has 5 exons. The record is from RefSeq and is a predicted model, not a curated record.
CCUCCUCAGCUCAAAAAGCGGAGCCACCCACGCUCCCUGGUCCACAUCUCGCGGCUUCCUCCGCAAGCGCACUCAGGCAUGGGCAACGUUGCUGCGUCCGGAGGAGUGCAAGUCCGUCGGCGGCCGCCUGCGGUGGACGAGCGCCUCACGCGGCCGCGCCGCCUCGUCCGCGAGCUGCCCGACCUUGACGCCGGCCGCCUGCGUCGUCUAAUCCGCACUGGCGACCUCGCGCCUUGCUUUGACCCCGCCGAGGACGCCAGCGCCGGCCUCACCGAGGAGUGCCCGAUUUGCUUCUUUUUCUACCCGAGUCUGAAUAGAUCCAGGUGCUGCGGCAAAGGGAUCUGCACUGAAUGCUUCUUACAGCUGAUGCCAUCCGAGGCUUCUAAACUUGUCCACUGCCCUUUCUGCAAAACUAAGGCCUAUGCAAUUGAAUACCAAGGCGCUCAAAUGACAAGCGGCAAGGAAAUCAAACAAGAGGGAGAACCGAACGUCAAUGAGACUAAACCGAGUGUGUUCAUUUGAAAUCUCAGAUUACCGGCGGAAUUGUUCGGCCUUAGAAUUAGCUAGUCCAAUUUUACGCUUCCGCAAGUUUUCUGACCUGACGACAAGUUUUUUUUUUCUUUUCUGGACUGCCAUGAUGACUCAUCCUGACUGAAUUGUUUUGGAAUACCAAUUCGUUCAGAAAAAAAAAAGUCCGAUUCAGCAUGUGCUUCUUCUACUGUAUAACGAAGCAAAAUAUCCUUCUAUCUAGUGGAAUGCAGAAAAAUAAUGCGGAGUUGGUGC